Molecule: messenger RNA, 804 nt
Organism: Periconia digitata
Lineage: Eukaryota; Fungi; Ascomycota; Dothideomycetes; Pleosporales; Periconiaceae
Source: the annotation of a GenBank genome assembly
AUGGCAAACGCUCUGGCCGGCGGCGACGGCAUGAUGGGCCAGUUUCCGCUCGAGAACUGGUUCUACGAAAUGCCCGUGUGUACACGAUGGUGGAUGACGGCAGCGCUGAGCGCCAGUAUGCUGGUGCAGUGUACAAUACUCUCGCCCUAUCAACUGUUUUACAGCACCAGAUCCGUCUUCCUCAAGAACCAGUAUUGGCGAUUAGUGACGACUUUCUUCUAUUUCGGACCCAUGAGUCUUGAUCUGCUAUACCACAUUUUCUUCCUCCAACGAUACUCGCGCUUAGUGGAGGAAUCGUCCGGUCGUUCCCCAGCCCACUUCUCGUGGCUUCUCGCGUUCGCUUCCACACUGCUCCUCUGUAUAGCGCCUUUAUUCUCGAUGGAGUUUCUCGGCUUUGCGCUUUCCAGCACAUUGACCUACAUUUGGAGUCGGAAAAAUCCGGAUGCGUCGCUCAGUUUCUUGGGUCUCCUCGUCUUCAAAGCGCCAUACCUCCCAUGGGUACUUUUGUGCUUUUCGCUCGUCCUAUACGGGACGGUUCCAAAGGAUGACAUGUGUGGCAUUGUCGUGGGACACAUCUGGUACUUCUUCAAUGAUGUUUACCCGCCUCUUCACAACGGCCACAGACCCCUUGAUCCUCCAGCAUGGUGGAUCCGUCUUUUCGAAGGCCCGCCUCCACCUCCCGAGGAAUCCGAGGCUGAGGAAAUUAUAGGCCAACCUGUCGACGAUGUGCAAAACCAAGGGGAUUUUCAGCAAGAAGGCUUACGACGUCGGGACAUUAUGCACGAGACAGCCGACGCAGAAUAG